AUGGAUAAAGGUCGCUUCCACUUCUUCCUCGCUCUUAGGUGGGGAGCCACUGCUGCCUGCACUGGAGCCUGGUUCUCGCCAUUCAUUACUCCCUGUCGAUGCGUCACCGCCUUCGUACGCUGGCGCCCCAAACUGGGUCGUAAACGCAAGUGCCGACGUGUGCCGUCGACGACCACUGACUGUGGACUGCUUAUACCGAUAAUCACAUACUCUCUCUCUCUCUCUUUCUCUCUCUCUCUCUCUCUCUCUCUCUCUCUCUCUCUCUCUCUCUCAAAUCCAGGAUAUGAUACAAAACCAACGACUACAGCUGUUCCACACUCAACCACUCCCUCCUCAGCAGAUAAAUUGUGUCCUUUAUUCAACAAUUCUUGUGAAAAAUGUGUCCAAUCAGCAAAAUGUCUCUAUUGCUUCAAGGACAAAACAUGCAAGCCUUAUCCAGUGGGUAGCCUUUUACCCAGUUCUUCUAUUUGUCCACUGAACCAGGCACACUGGAGCAAGUGCUUUAUCAACUUUGAGGCCUUGUUAAUUGCCAUGGGUGUUCUAGCUUUACUGCUACUGUUCUCCUUGUGUAUGUGUAUCUAUUGUUGUUGCUGCCGAAAGAGUGAUCGCUUAAAGUACAUGGCUGAGGAACUAAAGUUUGAACACCAGAGAGAAGAGAGAAGACAAAGAGCUGCUGAGAGACGUGCAGAAAGGCAGUCUAAAAAUGAUGAAAUUCGUAAGAAAUAUGGUUUGAUGAAAGAGGAGAAUCCAUACAGGAGAUUUGAUGCAUAA
Acanthosepion pharaonis is the source of this 771-nucleotide messenger RNA. NCBI's taxonomy places the organism in Eukaryota, Metazoa, Mollusca, Cephalopoda, Sepiida, Sepiidae. The record is from the annotation of a GenBank genome assembly.